AUGAACAUGAACAUGAACAUGAACAUGGACAUUAACAUUAACCUGAACAUUAACAUCAACAUUAACAUUAACAUUAACCUGAACAUGAACAUGAACAUGAACAUGAACAUGAACAUGAACAUGAACAUGAACAUGAACAUGAACAUGAACAUGAACAUGAACAUGAACAUGAACAUGAACAUGAACAUGAACAUGAACAUGAACAUGAACAUGGACAUGGACAUGGACAUGAACAUGAACAUGAACAUGAACAUGAACAUGAACAUGAACAUGAACAUGAACAUGAACAUGAGCAUGAACAUGAACAUGAACAUGAAUAUGAACAUGAACAUGAACAUGAACAUGAACAUGAACAUGAACAUGAACAUGAACAUGAACAUGAACAUGAACAUGAACAUGAACAUGAACAUGAACAUGAACAUGAACAUGAACAUGAACAUGAACAUGAACAUGAACAUGAACAUGAACAUGAACAUGAACAUGAACAUGAACAUGAACAUGAACAUGAACAUGAACAUGAACAUGAACAUGAACAUGAACAUGAACAUGAACAUGAACAUGAACAUGAACAUGAACAGGAACAGGAACAUGAACAUGAACAUGAACCUGAACCUGAACCUGAACCUGAACCUGAACCUGAACCUGAACCUGAACCUGAACCUGAACCUGAACCUGAACCUGAACCUGAACGUGAACGUGAACGUGAACGUGAACGUGAACGUGAACGUGAACGUGAACGUGAACGUGAACGUGAACGUGAACGUGAACUCUUACGAGAACUCGACCAAUGUAAGACAAACCACCUCAACAUCGUCAUCAUCCAGCGCCAGGGCACAUUACGCUGGCCAAGAAUCAGCAGUGCAAUCUACCAGAUCGUCAGCCACCUGUGUCCUCUGUUCCGAGAAACACUACGUCGCUCACUGUCCUCGAUACCUCAAUCAGACGAGACGACAGCGUCGCGAAAUGGUUGUUAAGCACAAACUGUGCUAUAAUUGUCUAGGCUUACACUCAUCCAAAGCCUGCAGCUCCCCAAAACGCUGUAUGAAGCAAACCACAACUCCCAGGCUCAUCCAUCCGUCUGGAGCCCACGUUAAUCAUGUUAGCGGACUUGAACCCAGCUGCGUGCUGCUGGCCACCGCAACACUCAUCGCUACAUCCGAAUCCGGAGAAGAGACCUGCGUACGAGCUUUGCUGGACCAAGGCUCAGAAAUCUCGCUGAUCUCGGAGCGUAUUGCGCAGCAACUUCGCUUACAACGCAAGUCCACCUCGAUGCCUAUUGUCGGAAUAGGCGGACACACAUCAAGUAGAACCUAUGGGAUUGUUCACCUCCAGAUCCAGGCGCAUUUCAAUUCAGCCAUAACCAUGGUCAUUUCAUCCAACCACCUAGACCCAGAUUUCUACACUGUCGGACCCAUUGACAUUAUUCUCGGCGCCGAUAUUUAUGGCCAAAUUCUUGAAGAAGGAGUAGUUAAGGGCGCUGCUCGCACUCCAACCGCCCAGCUUACCCAAUUCGGGUGGAUCGUUUCUGGACCGUCAGGCCAUGACCACAUGCCCUCGUCUUGUCAGGUCCUUCAUGCUCACGUGGACGACGAGCUCCAUGAAGCUCACAUGACCAAGCUUUCGAAGGCCGAAUUCCAAUGCGAGAAGCAUUUUAAAGAAACACACUCCAGAGACGAGGCGGGCCGAUAUAUCGUCCGCCUACCAUUCAAGACCCCUCCUAAAAAUAAGAAAAUGUUCAAGUAG
Ceutorhynchus assimilis (cabbage seed weevil) is the source of this 1743-nucleotide messenger RNA. The record is from the annotation of a GenBank genome assembly. Lineage: Eukaryota; Metazoa; Arthropoda; Insecta; Coleoptera; Curculionidae.